CUUUGGUAUCUACGAUCGGCGACCUUAUGACACACCUCGGUAUAACGAUCUAGAAACAGUCUCGCUUGGACACCCGCAGGACAUUGUCCACUCACAGUACCUAAAGUGUGUCACAAAUGUGCAAAGUGUGAACAUGAAAUAUAUUUAUUGUGUGGCUGUAAUUUUGCUCUUAUUAUCAGCGAAUAUCGAGGGGAAAAAAACUGGAAGAAGUAGAAGUUCUGGUUCAAGUCGAGGGUCAAGCCGGAAAACAAAUGUUCCUCAACCAGCUCCAACCUCAUUCAGCAGUCCACAAGCCAGUGCCCCAAAACCAUCGCUGUCCGGUUGGCAAGUAAAACCAAAACAAACUUCACAAAGUCACUCAUAUCCGUCGAGUAAUACGGGGCUUUCUGGAAAUAGUAAACCGGCAAAUCAACCACCUCCUAGUUAUGACUCGGUCCAAAAGAGCCAUUCAUAUCCCCAAAAUGCCGGCAAUCAUCAAGGAUCCCAGCAGUCCCUCUCAUAUCCACAAAAUGCCGGAUCUCACCAAGGAUCGCAGCAAGGCCACUCUUAUCCCUCAUCGGGAGGAUUGUCCGGACAAUCUAAUGCAGGCGCGGGCUAUCCUCAGGGCGGCGGUUUGUCAGGAGCCGGUAGAGGUGCACCACAGCAAGCAGGCGGGCUCUCUGGAAGUGGCGCGGGGUACCCUCAACAGGCUGGUGCUCCUGCAUACUCGGGACCUGCUGGCGGCUACCCCCACCCGGCGGGAGGCGGCCACGCCGGUGGAGCGCCACCGCCGUACCCCGGCAAUACUGGAUAUAAUGGGCAUCAGUACGCGGGUGGAAGUUACGGGAACAAUAAUUACCAUCACCCACAAGGCCCACCACCACCAUACCCCGGAGGAUUCGGAGGCAAUGGAGGACACGGAGCAUACCAUCCUGGAUUCACUCAGCAAUCUCCAGGCUAUUUCGGCAAUUAUAACAGUGGGCGAGGCUUCGGGGGCAUGGGUCGAUCGAGCAGCGCAUUGACGGGAGUGGGGUUGGCUGGCGCCGGAGUGGGAACUCUUCUGACUGGACUUGCUUUAUGGAACUUGGCGCGUUCAACUGGAAAUCGACACCACACUGUGGUUUAUGAUAACAGGGGAGCUCCGAUUGCUGUUGAGCCCCAAAACAAAGAAGACACAGGUAUCGAAUCUAUUCUUGGAGAGUUGAUUAAUUGCACUCUAACAAUAGACACAGGAAACGCUACAGAAGUCCUGGCAAUACCUUGUUCCAUCGCAACAUCAUUUUCACCGGAAGCCAAUGUUAAGAAUCCUGGUACGGCAAAUGAUGAAACGGAUAAAACAAAAUGCACAGUAACCGUGAUUAAUAAAGAGCUAAAGGAAUUCAUGACGACUAUUCCUUGCUCUACACUUCUGAAUUCAGCAGCUGAGAAUAAUGUGACAGAGCCACCGCCGCCGCCGCCAGGAGCAGUUAGUGACCCAGGCGCAAAUAUUGGGACAGGGCCCAAUGAUCCUACUCAAUAUAACCAGCCACCAGUGGCACCACUACUUCCUGUCACUAUAAACACAGAAAAUAAAUCUGUAAACUGCUCUCUAGAAGCUGGUGUAACAAGUGAUCCUAUGAAUCCUUGUUUUCCGGCCGCAACUCCCAAUUUAACAGUACUACCAUUGUUAAAGAAUGAAUCUCUUGAGGCACUCUCGACACCUAGUUCUGCUUAAUUUGGACAAAUUUGCGUAAAUACCUAUCUACUAUGUUUAUGUUUGUAGUAAAAAUUUAACAUUUUAUUCCUAUAUAACUACUUAUCUGUUUUUAAUACCACAAAGUAAUAUGGAAGAUGUAUGAUAGCGAUAAGUAUCAAGUAUUAUGUUAUUAAGGUACAUUUACAAAAGUAGUAAAAUAAAUCCGUACUAAAGUG
This is a messenger RNA of Plutella xylostella (diamondback moth), 1890 nucleotides long. RefSeq lists its product as uncharacterized. The record is from RefSeq and is a predicted model, not a curated record. NCBI's taxonomy places the organism in Eukaryota, Metazoa, Arthropoda, Insecta, Lepidoptera, Plutellidae.